GUAUAUGCUGGACCUCACGGCAUCUACCUGAGUCCUUACACUUUACUAAUACAUCGAUGGAGGCUGCCUUGUCCGGACAAAAGUCGCUGCGCCUCCCUUACGUCGACAUCUUACUACCCAAUGAUCGGUAUGAGCGUGAUAGGCUCAACCUACACCACGAGAUCAUCAAACAAGCUUUCGGACGCAUCCUCUUCCCGCCAAUAAGGCUUGGGGGCAAUGAUCGAGUGCUGGACUGUGGUACUGGCUCAGGGGCCUGGGUAACCAACGUCGCCAACAACGUACCACCCACCGUUCACCUGUACGGCAUCGACAUCGAUCCAUUCAGCUUCCCCGAGAGACAUCCACCCAAUGCUCACUUCCUCGUGCAGUCCACCCUCGACAUGCCGGCCGAAUGGUCGAACACGUUCACCCUGGCCAAUCAGCGCAUGCUCGUCAGCGCGUUCUCCCAGAAAGACUGGCACAGAUCUGCACAGGAGACGUUCCGGGUGCUCAAGCCAGGCGGGUACGUGCAGCUGCUCGAGCUAGACGCACGCCUCCACCAAGUCCUUGCCCUUGGCCCACGCUCAAGACGGCUGGAAGAGGUUGCAAAUGCGAUCUGGCACGAGCGCGGGAUGUUGACGGAUCCGGCUUCUGUUCUCCCGGAUGUAUUGACGGAGUGUGGGUUUGAGAACGUGGUGAUCGAAACGCGGGACGUGCCGGUGAACAGGAGGAGCGGGGCAAUGGGUGCGUUGCACUUGUACAACAUCAGCCAGGCGUAUAGGGAAAUGGGGGAAGCUAUCGUGCGAGCCGGGGGGUACGGGAUUGUCAGUAGCCUGCGCGAGUUUACCGACCUUGUGGUCGCAGCUCGAGAAGAGUGGGCUGAGAACGAAGCUGCCGUUGCAACGUUCGUGAUGGUUUAUGGGAGAAAACCACUUUUAACGUUGGAAAGCGGCUAAGAUGAUGGUUGGUUGAUGGAGUCGGAUGGACGAUGUUAGUUAGUUCACUGAUGGACGAGACACGCCACCAGUCAUUGCUCAUAUACUUAAAGCUAUGGUAGUGUCAUAUUCAUAUGCAAAUGCAGUAGCAUACUCAG
Coniophora puteana RWD-64-598 SS2 is the source of this 1072-nucleotide messenger RNA. RefSeq names its product S-adenosyl-L-methionine-dependent methyltransferase. The coding region runs from base 57 to 935 and encodes 292 amino acids. The transcript has 3 exons. NCBI's taxonomy places the organism in Eukaryota, Fungi, Basidiomycota, Agaricomycetes, Boletales, Coniophoraceae. The record is from RefSeq and is a predicted model, not a curated record.